CCGCGCGCUUCGUGUCCCGGCUUUGCCCAGGCGGCGGCGGGACAGCAUGGCAGGCGCCGGCCCGAAGCGGCGCGGGGCCCCAGCGGCGGCCAAGGAGGAGGAGGAGCAGGCACGGGAGCGGAUGCUGGCGGCGGGGGGCGAGGGCGUGACCCUGCAGCGGAGCAUCACCCUGGUCAACGGCGUGGCGAUAAUAGUAGGGACGAUUAUCGGUUCGGGCAUUUUCGUGACCCCCACGGGCGUGCUCAAGGAGGCGGGCUCGCCGGGACUGGCUCUAGUCGUGUGGACCGUGUGCGGCAUCUUCUCCAUCGUGGGGGCCCUCUGCUACGCAGAACUUGGCACCACCAUUUCCAAGUCGGGGGGCGACUACGCAUACAUGCUCGAGGUCUACGGCUCGCUGCCCGCCUUCCUUAAGCUAUGGAUUGAGCUUCUUAUCAUCCGACCCUCCUCUCAGUACAUAGUAGCAUUCGUCUUCGCCACCUACCUGCUCAAGCCGCUCUUCCCCACCUGCCCGGUGCCGGAAGUGGCCACCAAGCUUGUGGCCUGCCUCUGCGUGCUGCUGCUCACGGCCGUGAACUGCUACAGUGUGAAGGCCGCCACCCGGGUGCAGGACGCCUUCGCUGCCGCCAAGCUCCUGGCACUGGCCCUCGUCAUUCUCCUUGGCUUCAUCCAGAUUGGGAAAGGUGAUGUGUCCCAUCUGGACCCCAGGUUCUCCUUUGAAGGCACCAACCUGGACGUGGGGAAUAUCGUGUUGGCGCUGUACAGUGGCCUCUUCGCCUAUGGGGGAUGGAAUUACUUGAAUUUUGUCACGGAGGAGAUGAUCAACCCCUACAGAAACCUGCCCCUGGCCAUCAUCAUCUCCCUCCCCAUCGUCACCCUGGUGUAUGUGCUGACAAACCUGGCCUACUUCACCACGCUGUCCACUGAACAGAUGCUGACGUCGGAGGCCGUGGCCGUGGACUUCGGGAACUAUCAUCUGGGUGUCAUGUCCUGGAUCAUCCCCGUCUUUGUGGGCCUGUCCUGCUUCGGAUCCGUCAACGGGUCCCUCUUCACAUCCUCCAGGCUGUUCUUCGUGGGGUCCAGGGAGGGCCACCUGCCCUCCGUCCUCUCCAUGAUCCACCCGCGGCUCCUGACGCCCCUGCCCUCCCUCCUGUUCACGUGUGUCAUGACCCUGCUCUACGCCUUCUCUAGAGACCUCUUCUCCGUCAUCAACUUCUUCAGCUUCUUCAACUGGCUCUGUGUGGCCCUGGCCAUCACUGGGAUGCUGUGGCUCCGCUACAAGAAGCCCGACCUGGAGCGGCCCAUCAAGGUGAACCUGGUCCUCCCGGUGUUCUUCAUCUUGGCCUGCCUGUUCCUGAUCGCCGUCUCCUUCUGGAAGACCCCUGUGGAGUGUGGCAUUGGCUUCACCAUAAUCCUCAGCGGCCUGCCUAUCUACUUCUUUGGGGUCUGGUGGAAAAACAAGCCCAAGUGGCUUCUCCAGGGCAUCUUUUCCACGACAGUCCUCUGCCAGAAGCUCUUGUACGUGGUCCCCCAGGAGACAUAGCCAGGAGAGCCGAGACGCUGCCAGAAAGAAAUGCACAAAGAUCGUUUUAAAACAACUCACCCACUUGAAAAGCCACCCCGGUCCCAUCAUCCAGGCAGCUCAGCUGAGCGCCCCGCUCCGUCCUUCCACCAGGUCGGGCGGCGGGGGCCACUGUGAACACUGGUACGAGUGUAGUCCCAGAAGA
Ceratotherium simum simum (southern white rhinoceros) is the source of this 1724-nucleotide messenger RNA. It is a transcript of the gene SLC7A5, whose product is annotated as solute carrier family 7 member 5. Lineage: Eukaryota; Metazoa; Chordata; Mammalia; Perissodactyla; Rhinocerotidae. The record is from RefSeq and is a predicted model, not a curated record. Gene Ontology annotation, cellular component: membrane. Gene Ontology annotation, biological process: neutral amino acid transport; amino acid transmembrane transport. Gene Ontology annotation, molecular function: L-amino acid transmembrane transporter activity; neutral L-amino acid transmembrane transporter activity.